AUGACCAAUCAAAUUAAAAAUAGUGAAAUGACCGAUCAGGGUGAAAAAAUAUAUAACGAAUUUAUAUUGGCAAGCAAUUAUGCAUCAUUCGAUACUGUUGAAGAUUUUUUAGCUACUGACUUACCCGAAUCUCCUCAAAACGCACUAAGUGAACUCAAUCAAAAUGUGCAAAAGGAAGGUCAAACGAAUCCAGAAAGUGAAAUCCAAGUUGUAAAACAGAGAGAAGGUCAAAUUAAUAAAGUAAUUGAAGGUCAAAACCAACAAAUGAAUAAAGAAGCAUUGGAAAAAUUCCUUACCGGCAAUGUGUUUCAUAAUUGCACUUUUAAUUUCGG
This is a messenger RNA of Racocetra persica, 332 nucleotides long. NCBI's taxonomy places the organism in Eukaryota, Fungi, Glomeromycota, Glomeromycetes, Diversisporales, Gigasporaceae. The record is from the annotation of a GenBank genome assembly.